This is a messenger RNA of Alternaria incomplexa, 678 nucleotides long. RefSeq lists its product as uncharacterized. Gene Ontology annotation, biological process: mRNA processing; regulation of mRNA splicing, via spliceosome. Gene Ontology annotation, molecular function: RNA binding. Bases 1 to 678 code for a protein of 225 amino acids. The transcript has 6 exons. The record is from RefSeq and is a predicted model, not a curated record. Gene Ontology annotation, cellular component: spliceosomal complex. Lineage: Eukaryota; Fungi; Ascomycota; Dothideomycetes; Pleosporales; Pleosporaceae.
AUGGCGCUCAGCAUCGAUCAGAAGCGCCUCAAGGCGACAAAGUUCCCUCCCGAGUUUGACAAGAAGGUCGACAUCGAGAAAGUCAACAUCGAUCUGAUGAAGAAGUGGAUUGCUAACAGGAUCACCACUAUCCUCGGUGACGAAGAUGACAUUGUGGUCGAGACGUGCUACAAUCUCAUUGAGCAGAAUCAAUUUCCCAAAAUCAAGGAAAUCCAGAUUCAGCUCACGGGCUUCCUCAACAAGGAGACCGCACCUUUCUGUAAAGAACUAUGGGAUCUCAUGCUGAGUGCGCAGGAUAGUCCCAUGGGUGUGCCCCGAGAAUUGCUCGAAGCGAAGAAGGCCGAAUUGCAACAGGAGCAGCUUUCCAAAGCCGCUGCCGAUGCUCGCCGUGCUGAAGAACAGGCGCAGAACGCUAUGAUUGACUCGUUCCGUCAGAGCGAGCGUCCGGAACGACCCGAGCGUGGCCCUGAACGUGGCCGUGGCGGAGGAGGAGGACGAUUCCGUGGUAGUGAUCAUCACCACCGAGACGAAGACCCUCCCCACCGAAUCGCGAGCGCGAUGUUUACAUACCUGGAGGAGGUCGUGGUCGCGGGCCAAGUCUCCACCCGCAAGACGAAGGAGAGACCGGUCUCGAAGCCGGGACAGCAGGAGGCCGCCCAGGCCCAUUUCGCGAUCUAG